Messenger RNA from Wickerhamiella sorbophila, 1068 nucleotides. RefSeq names its product putative pyruvate dehydrogenase protein X component, mitochondrial. Lineage: Eukaryota; Fungi; Ascomycota; Dipodascomycetes; Dipodascales; Trichomonascaceae. The transcript has 2 exons. Gene Ontology annotation, biological process: pyruvate decarboxylation to acetyl-CoA. Bases 1 to 1068 code for a protein of 355 amino acids. Gene Ontology annotation, molecular function: dihydrolipoyllysine-residue acetyltransferase activity. Gene Ontology annotation, cellular component: pyruvate dehydrogenase complex. The record is from RefSeq and is a predicted model, not a curated record.
AUGAUUCGUUGUGUGGUGCCACGAUCUGCUGGAAAUGCUCUGCAGCGAGCGAGAUUCUUUGGAAGUGGUCUCGUAGCCCGGAAAGCCGUUGCCUUUGACAUGCCGGCGAUGUCACCGACCAUGACAGAAGGCGGAAUCGUGCAGUGGCAGGUAAAACAGGGCGAUUCGUAUGCUGCUGGUGAUGUUCUGCUCGAAAUUGAGACCGACAAGGCCCAGAUUGCGGUGGAGGCCCAAGAUGACGGUGUCAUGGCGAAGAUUCUUGUCCAGGAUGGCGCCAAAGAAAUCAAGGUGGGAACCCCAAUUGCCGUUCUUGCUGACCCCGGCGACGAUAUUGCCAGCAUUGAUUUCGACUCAGUGGUUUCCUCAGCCGAGCCGGCGACUAAUACCACAUCGGAACAACCGGAGAAACCCGUGCAGCCCACCUCCUCACCAGAGCCUGAACCUGCAGCCAGAUCUACACCGGUUGAGGUUCCUGAAAACAUGGUGUUGCUGCCAUCUGUGUACCGACUUGUCCAUCAACUCGAAGUGGAUAUUUCCAAAAUUAAAGGAACUGGUCCUGAGGGCCGAAUUCUCAAGGGAGACGUUUUAGCGGCCGCCGGAAAAAUCUCUUCUUCGUGGCCCGCAGAGGAGGCCAAAAUAAUUGAAAAGCGCACACACUUGGACCUCAGCUACGAGCCUGCACCCAAGAAAGAGGCCACAAAGCCCAAGGAGCUCCCCAAGCCCGUUAUCACUCAAACCAUCAUAGACCUUGCCGCUUUGCUUGAGUUCUCUGUUGAUCAGGGAUUCAAUCUUGAUCAGACUAUUUCCAAAGCUUCCAGACUGGCUACUCGUGAUGCGUUGCUUGCUUCUAAACCGAAACCCUCGGUGUUGCGCGACAGGAUCUUUGACUCUCUAACCGCCCCGAAACCCGCAGUGCCGUUUGAUGUGACCCUGAAAGUUCUGAAGAAGAAGGCAUCGCCAAAGGCCUUGCAAGCAAUGGUCUCCGUUCCACCUCAAUUUUUGAAUCGUGGCCAGAAAAUGGGUGACAUUUACUUGGACCGUUUGGCAUUUUACCUGAAUGCCAAAUAG